CUCUUGGUCACUAUGGUCAGUUUCGUAUUCAUCUUUCCUUGAAAUAAUUCUCAUCUUCAAAGCAAAGAAGUUAUUCUCUCUUUUUUUCCAAGGCAUAAUAAACCCAUACCUCUGUAAUCCUAUAUCUUCGAAAUUAGAGAAGGGUUUUUGUUGAAGGGAUCAGUUAUAAAUGGCGGGUGAUAUUGAUGAAGAACCCUUUAGGCUUAAUUUCAAGUUGGAUGCUCUAAACUCUGGCUCUGUUUCAUUCGGGCGGUUUGAGAACGAAGGUCUGAGUUGGGAGCGGAGGUCAUCGUUUCCUCGCAACAGAUAUCUUGAAGAGGUUGAGAAAUAUUCUAAACCGGGUUCAGUAACUGAGAAGAAGGCGAUACUUGAGGCUCAUUUUAGAAAGAGGGCUCUUCUAAGCCGGAGUUCAUCUGAGUGCCAGGCUAGUGAAAAUAAUGGCUCGCAGAAUACAGGGUACGAGGGGGACUUUGAGAUUGUUAACGAGGGUAGUCAGUCUGCAUCCUUUGGUGAAAGCACGGGCUAUGAUGGGGACUUCGAGCAUUUCAACGGGGGUGGUUAUUCUGUGGACUUUAGCAACGGUCCUUAUGGAUCAUCAAUUGGCGGGGAGCAUGAGCUGUCGGGCCGUGAAGGUGAAGAUGGUGGGAUUUGGUUUUCUGAACCUGCUUCUGGUAUUGCAAAUACUGUGAUUGUCAUUUCAGAAUAUUUCGACAAAGAAGCAACUUGUUGUCCGGUUAUUGGAACGGUUGCUCGUGAAUGUGGAACUCACGUGAACGAGGCACCUCUUGGUGAAGGUCGCAGUACAGAUGUGACACCAAAUAUUCCCGAGACCUCUGAUCUUCAUACAGUUGAUACAGACGGGAACCUUAGUUCAGUGCCUCAACCGAGUCCUUCUCCUAAGAUUAGGUCUGCAUCAGAAACCAAACAUUUGAAACCCGGAUCAGUGUACCAAGUUAAUGGUGCAAAGGCAAAUUCGGUUAUCUCGAGAGCAGGUUCCAAUUCUAAAGACAAUUUCAGAAAACCUACUAGAAGGGAAAGUGAAAGACCCAAAAGAGAAAAGCUCUCUUUGGAAUCUAUUACUGCUUCCACUUCUCAUUCAAUGUCGAGAACGUUAAAACACGAGGUUUCCACAGUGGACUCUGCAGCUACUUCCACUUCUCACUCAACGUCCAGAAUACCAAAACACAAGGCCCCGUAUGGUUCUAGAGAUAAAGUUCUCAAUGAUUUGAAAAGAAACGAAUCAAGAACAAGAGAGAAGGUUGCCCCUAGUGUGCAUCAAAAUGCAAACAGGCAUAAGCAAGCUUUAAGUUCAACUAAGCCCGGCAUGAAACAAAGCGGUUCUGGAUUCAAUUUCAAAAGUGAAGAACGUGCAGAGAGGAGAAAAGAGUUCGCAAUGAAGCUCGAGGAGAAAAUGAAUGCUAAGGAGGCUGAGAUUCUACAAAUUCAAUCCAGAAGACAGAAGAAGACAGAAGUAGAGACAAGGCAAUUGAGAAGAAACCUCAAUUUUAAAGCAAGUCCCCUGCCUUCCUUUUACCAUGAAGCUAGGCCACUGUCAGAUAAAUUUAAGACACCUGCAAGUAAAUCCACACCGAGGAAGCCACAGCACUACCCGCGUUCAUCUCCAAGGACGGUAGCUGCAGAAAGUGCCCCGUCUUGUUCAUGGACAAGCGGACUGGCGAAAGCCAAUUCAAUGCAAACCUCUACGACGACCAAGUUUAGGCCUACGGUGUCCUCAGAUAGCAGUGUCACGUCUGCACUUCCAACGACCAGUAAUACUCGCCCUGCUCACACCCGAGCAGAUAGCCGAGGAACGAGGAAGAGCAACCAAGAAAAGAAACAGCUCACGAGUUCGCUGAAACGAAGAGGAUUGGGAGUAAACGAGGUGAACAAAGGCCACAAGGUUGAGGUAAAGCCAAAAGCCAAUGCUGGGAGAAAUGGCAGAACUGAUCUGAGAAACAAUGUGCGGGGGGGCGUCCACUCGGGCUGUAGCUCGCAAAUAACCCGCGUUGCAGUUGGUGUUUCUUCAUGAAAUGCGCGAGUUUCCACGCUGUUCUCAUGUCAGACAGAUCCUAUAUAUAUAUGUAUGCCUCUCCCUUUUCUUGUCAGCACAAAAUAGCUGUAUAUUUUAUGAUGUUGCUUUGAUGGAUUGGCACUUCCAGCAGAUAUGGAUCAUGUAAUUACAUAUAUAGUUUCAUAGAAAAAAAAAUGUUAUCAGCAUUUUUUUGCAAUUUCAAGAGUGUUCUCCUAGUCUGUUUCCAGGACAACCUCAGUUAAGUUGGUGGGCUAUUGGCUUGGUAACUAGGAGUAUAAAGUUCUAAGUUUGACUCUUA
Molecule: messenger RNA, 2330 nt
Organism: Ipomoea triloba (trilobed morning glory)
Lineage: Eukaryota; Viridiplantae; Streptophyta; Magnoliopsida; Solanales; Convolvulaceae
Product: protein WVD2-like 7
Exons: 10
Coding region: 170-2029 (619 amino acids)
Source: RefSeq, a predicted model, not a curated record